AUGAGUUCCCACCAGCAGAAGCAGCCCUGCACUGUACCCCCUCAGCUGCACCAGCAGCAAGUGAAACAGCCUUGCCAGCCACCACCCCAGGAACCUUGUGCCCCCAAAACCAAGGAUCCCUGCCACCCUGUUCCUGAGCCCUGCAACCCCAAGGUGCCAGAACCUUGCCAGCCUAAGGCACCUGAGCCCUGCCAGCCUAAGGCACCAGAGCCAUGCCAGCCUAAGGUGCCAGAGCCCUGCCAACCUAAGGUGCCAGAGCCCUGCCAGCCUAAGGCACCUGAGCCAUGCCAGCCUAAGGUGCCAGAGCCCUGCCAGCCUAAGGUGCCAGAGCCCUGCCAGCCUAAGGCGCCUGAGCCCUGCCACCCAGUUGUUCCAGAGCCCUGCCCCUCAACUGUCACUCCAUCACCAUACCAGCAGAAGACAAAGCAGAAGUAAUAUUGUCCACAGCCAUGCCCGAAGACCUGAUCACCAGAUGCGGA
Apodemus sylvaticus (European woodmouse) is the source of this 479-nucleotide messenger RNA. RefSeq names its product cornifin-A. The record is from RefSeq and is a predicted model, not a curated record. The coding region runs from base 1 to 435 and encodes 144 amino acids. Lineage: Eukaryota; Metazoa; Chordata; Mammalia; Rodentia; Muridae. The transcript has a single exon.